AUGAAGUCAAUGCUCUUAAGAGAUUCUGUAAAAAAAGCAUCUCAAUUUCAAAAAGCGAUUCAAAAAGAUCCAACCCAAGCUGAAAAAUUAUUGGAAGAACGCCGGCAACUGUUAGAACAAGCAAAAUCAGCGUCCGAAGAUGAUGAUUCCCAUUCUAAAGUUAACUUACAAUCUCAUUUGGAGCGCUUAAAGCGUGAUGAAAAUUUAAUGAAGAAAGUCUUAAGCAAUGGAGUUAGCUCUACUGGGCUAGAUAAUACCGAAAGUGUUAAAGCUAUGGAAAGCAUGUAUGAGCUACAAGAAGCAAACUCACUCGAUAAUUCCAUUCGAGGAACCAACGAACUACUUGAACGAGCGCUAGCCACUCGUGAAGAUUUUGAAUAUCAAAGCAGUGUUCUUCAAAACGUCUCCGAUCGUAUAAAUCAUGUGGCAUUAUCUAUACCAUUUAUAAAUCAAGUUCUACGGAAAACAAAGUCUAGGAAGCAAAGAGAUGUUAUUCUUUUUUCUAUUCUGAUAUCCGUCUUAGUCUUGCUGUUUUUCUUUUUUCACUAA
Molecule: messenger RNA, 549 nt
Organism: Schizosaccharomyces osmophilus
Lineage: Eukaryota; Fungi; Ascomycota; Schizosaccharomycetes; Schizosaccharomycetales; Schizosaccharomycetaceae
Gene: gos1
Product: SNARE Gos1
Exons: 1
Coding region: 1-549 (182 amino acids)
Biological process (GO): endoplasmic reticulum to Golgi vesicle-mediated transport; vesicle fusion
Cellular component (GO): SNARE complex; Golgi medial cisterna; cis-Golgi network
Molecular function (GO): SNAP receptor activity
Source: RefSeq, a predicted model, not a curated record